This is a messenger RNA of Anopheles coustani, 1188 nucleotides long. Its product is annotated as putative peptidyl-prolyl cis-trans isomerase dodo. The transcript has 3 exons. Gene Ontology annotation, cellular component: cytosol; nucleus. NCBI's taxonomy places the organism in Eukaryota, Metazoa, Arthropoda, Insecta, Diptera, Culicidae. The record is from RefSeq and is a predicted model, not a curated record. Gene Ontology annotation, molecular function: peptidyl-prolyl cis-trans isomerase activity; protein binding. The coding region runs from base 134 to 619 and encodes 161 amino acids.
AUUACACUCUUCUCAAAACAUAAGCCGUGAUAAAAUAAAAUUUGCAUUUCUUCUAAAUUCUUACUGAAGUACCGAUCGUACAAGGCAAUAACGUGUUCCACUACUAACAGCCAACAUCAGUGUGUAGUAAAACAUGUCGGAUAACCAAGAGACGGUUCCCGAUGGUUGGGAGAAGCGCACGAGUCGCUCGACUGGUAUGACUUACUAUCUCAAUAUUUACACCAAAGAGUCACAGUGGGAUCUUCCGACGGCCCCGGCCGAACCGGCCAACACCAACGAGCCCUCUGAGGUGCAGUGUGCACAUUUGCUCGUGAAACACAACAAGUCGCGACGGGCCAGCUCGUGGCGGGAAGAUAACAUCACUCGAAGCAAGGAGGAAGCGAUCGAGAUUCUCGAGUCGUAUCGCAAGAAAAUUCAAUCCAACGAAACCACACUGCAGGAGCUUGCGCAGCGGUACUCGGACUGUAGCUCCGCCAAACGUGGCGGCGACCUGGGGAUGUUCAAACGGGGAAUGAUGCAGAAACCGUUCGAGGAUGCCGCCUUUGCUCUGAAAGUUGGGGAGAUGUCCGAUAUAGUCGACACCGACUCAGGCGUUCAUUUAAUUCUUCGGUUAAAGUAGAAAGAUUGUGCAACAAUCAACUUCUAAACAAGGCAUGAUAUUAGGAGCAAAAGUUUUGUUUUAUUGAAUCAUACUUCUCGUUUUCGUUGCCCUACCCUCGCACUUUAUAAACGGCCGAACGAAAGGUCCCUAAAAUUUCAGUUUUUCGACCAACAGUUUUCCUCCCGUAUGUGUCUGCGCCUUUAGUUGCUUCUUCAAUGGCAGCAACUUCUCACGCAGCAUUUUCUGUACGGCCACGGUAGAAUUUUCGAAUGUAAGCAGUAGCAGGAAAGACGGCCUAUUUUGGGCAAUCCACGUGCUCAACCGCUCGUCGGUCAGGGCUUCGACAAGCGCUUGUCCAAACUGCGAAACGUCUUCACCGUCCUGCUGUCGCUUCUCUUGGUCCAAUUUAAGCAUUUUCUUUAGCGCAAUGUGUAUGCCAGCAUGUUCUACACCGUUAACCAGCGGAUUGGCGGCCAAUUGUUUUUCGCGUGAAGCAGCCUAAAGUUCGGAGCAAUAGAAACGAUGUACGUGUAAAAUUUGGUCAACACAAGCACAAGCAAUAAACUACUUACUUUCUCCUCCUCGAA